AUGAUCGCAGUCUAUGGUCCCAAUCAUGCAGAGUUCGUGAUGCCAAAAGACUGGGUGUUUGCACCAGCGGACGAGGGUGAGUUUACCCUGGAGGAGGACCGGCUUGCUAUUAUGGACAUUGUACAUUUGGCCCUUCAAGCACGAGUGUCAUUCCUUGACAAGCAUGGAGAAGAGCCUGGAUUGUGCAGAUUUCUCAAAGGACUACGUGCGAAGAAAUUCGGACAAGCCAGUUCGUGGUCUUUAGACUACUUUCUGUCGUAUUUUGGUUUUCCAAACUUGCAGACAGCAGUGAAGAUCAAAGACAUGGGCGGGUUACACUGCGCCGCUAUCCUGGGUGAACCUUCCCUCAUGCGCCCACUGGUAGAGGCAAAAGCUUCCGUGGGAGCAAAGUGCAAGAGCAUUCUCAGUAUGGACAUCUUGAAUUUUGUGCCUCUGAUUCUGGCAAUUCAGUUGAACAGUCUUGCAGCUGCCAAGGGGCUUCUCAUGCUUCGCGCUGAUCCGAAUUGCACCUUUGCACCAUGCAAUCCUGUCCUUGGGCUAGCUAGGGAUGCCGAAGCAGUGGAUUUCUUGCUGGAGCACAGAGCAGAUGUUAACCUUCGCAUGUCAUACCCCAAGAUCAGCCCCCUCUCAUUGGCUUGUUCAAAAAGUGGACCCGUGGAAGUUGUUGCCCGACUGCUGGAAAGACGGGCGAACGUUAACGACUCCCGCGGCGGUCACUCCAAGUCGCCUUUGACAUGCACGACACUUUUUUCUAAGGCCACUCCCCGGGUGAGCCUCGCUCAUGCUAAGCUGCUGCUCGAUGCGAGGGCGGAUGUGAACCAGCCGGGCUGCACGACGGGCCUAUUCCAGAUGCUGGAGCUGGGCUCGAGGUUGGCAAACUGCUGUGGGAUGGAUGGUCCCCUGCUUCGCAGCUCUGCUGAACAAUCGUCCUUUGGCGUCUCUGCUGCUGGCUGCCAGGGCUGA
Symbiodinium sp. CCMP2592 is the source of this 963-nucleotide messenger RNA. NCBI's taxonomy places the organism in Eukaryota, Dinophyceae, Suessiales, Symbiodiniaceae. The record is from the annotation of a GenBank genome assembly.